Messenger RNA from Necator americanus (New World hookworm), 300 nucleotides. RefSeq lists its product as uncharacterized. NCBI's taxonomy places the organism in Eukaryota, Metazoa, Nematoda, Chromadorea, Rhabditida, Ancylostomatidae. Bases 1 to 300 code for a protein of 99 amino acids. The transcript has 2 exons. The record is from RefSeq and is a predicted model, not a curated record.
AUGUUCUUUGCCAUACUCGUGUUGACGAGAACGCCAACUCCACCAACACCUCUACUGUCGCAUGUUCCUAAGAACAGUUCUUCUCCAGUCUCAUAUACGGCGUUGAGAGGGCUUUUGGCCGGACCGACGUGCGGGAUACAAGGAUGUCAUGAGUCAGUCCUGGCUCAGCAGAAACAGGGUGUCCAUCCCCUGAAUCCACCUGCGUCUCUGGGCAAGCGCAAGGUCGCUUUUGGUCCGCGAUUAGCCCCCUAUCCGCCACCUGGGGACACGCCACGUAGCCUCGCGACUAACCGGCUGUGA